GCUCCAGCCCGCGCGCGAGAUAUUGGAGCGACAGACUCAGACUCGCUGCCCUCUGCAAUAGGAGGAUUUGCUGCUGCGAGCAAUGGAUCUCGACAAAAAGUGGAACGCGCAUCUGAGGCGAGCAUCACGGAAGCCCAAAGUUUGUCCGCUGUGCCGCCAGGCAAUCGCGAUUUCUAGCCCUCAAACGACGGCGACGGCGACGGCGACUGCGACUGCUGUUCCAGACCAGCCCGAUCUCCAGAAUGGCAACGCAGAACCCGGUCGCAUGGGCUUUGAGAAACACCUCGCAGAUUUCCACGCUGAGUUGCUUGAAGAAAAGACCACGCAAGCGGAAAAGGCCGCGUGGAUCCAGGAGCAAUGGGAGGCUGCGCAGUCGUCAGGUGACAGGGACGGGGGCAGUAAACUUGGCGCUCACAGCCCGCUGGCCAGUCCGAGGGCCCCAAAAGCGGCUGCCGCCGGUGAGGGCGUCCAGCCGCACCCUCCCCGUCCCUCUAGCCGGAGAAAGGCCGUCGGGCCCGACUCUUCGGCAGCUGUCCCCGAUGACCGCCCAAGCAAGAGCCCCACUCCCAAGAGGGAGGGGUCCAGGUCCAGGAGCGUGUCCCCGCCGAAGCGGUCCAAGGCUCGCGCCGGAGUUCACCCGGGCAUCGGCAUCGGCGUGGAUGAGUUCGACCGGGGCACGUACCAAAAGGGCAGGCUAUGGACCAGCGACGACACUACCGCUCCCCCUCUGCGCCCGUACGACAAAUCCAAUGUUGCGACAUAUCAACGCCAACGGCAAUUCUCAGGCUCGGCUCCCAAGAGCCACCGCCAGUCCCACACGCUCCCGGCCCGGGCUGCACCGACCUCGCCCGCGGAUGAUGAGUCUAUCGAGAUGAUCAAGGAGCCCGAAACCCGCCCAAUCUCUCAGGAGCAGCUGGUGGCAGAGGUCAAGGGCAUCUAUGCUGGCCUGGUGAUGGUCGAGAGCAAGUGCAUCGAGGUGGACAACAACCAGAGUUCUCAACACGAUCCGGCCAGCAAGCUCAACAACAACGCUCAAGGUCCCCAAACUGGCCCCUCCGGCAAGCUCAACAACGACCAAUGGCAGGCUCUUAUCGCCCUACAUCGCACCUUGCUCCACGAACACCACGACUUCUUCCUCGCGUCCCAGCACCCUUCCGCAAGCCCGGCGCUGAGAAGGUUGGCCGCAAAGUAUGCCAUGCCUGCGCGGAUGUGGCGGCACGGCAUUCACAGCUUCCUCGAGCUCCUGAGGCACCGGCUGCCAGCCAGUCUGGACCACAUGCUUACCUUUAUCUACAUGGCCUACUCGAUGAUGGCGUUGCUAUACGAGACGGUGCCUGCGUUCGAGGAUACGUGGAUCGAGUGCCUGGGCGACCUUGGCCGCUACCGCAUGGCCAUUGAGGAUGACGACAUUCGGGACCGAGAAGUCUGGACUUCAGUGAGCCGUCACUGGUACUCCCGGGCCUCCGACAAGUCUCCAACAACAGGGCGCCUCUACCAUCACUUGGCCAUCCUUGCCCGUCCCAACGCGCAGCAGCAGCUCUACUACUACGCCAAGUCGCUGUGCGUGGAGAUGCCUUUCCCAUCUGCCCGGGAGAGCAUCAUGACUCUGUUUGAGCCCAUCAUGUCUCGGACUCCAAACCCGCAACAGGCCCGGCUCCCGCCCGCUGAGCUCUACUUUGUGAGGACCCACGGCAUUUUGUUUAGCGGGAAGCAGGAGGAGGACUUGGAGCCAUCCAUUACCCAGUUUCUCCAGUUGAUUGACAAUCACAUUAAUCGUUCAACUCGUCGAUGGCUCGAAUCAGGGUACCACAUUGGCAUCGCCAACAUCUGCGCGAUCCUCGGCUACGGCGAUGAGACCAACCCAAUUGCCCAAGCUCUCAAGAUUGCUCGGCCCAAGGAUCCCGAAUCUCAGGAUCAGCCGAUGCAAGACUCCGGCUCCGAAGUCCCCUUGCCCCAAGUUGAUGCCAGCAAGCAGUUCCCCAACGCCCGCAGACUCUUCAAGAGCACCUACGACAUCGUCUGCCGCCGCUUCGGCGACCCGAACACCCUUCCCUUCAUCCACGUCACCCUCGUCUUCAUCCACCAUCUCACGUUCUGCCCGGAGGCGAUGGCCCAUGUGGCGCCCCACUUCCCCUGGAAGUUGACGGCAUUCAUGCUCAAUACGUUGAUUGGUUCAUCUCAAAACGUUUCACAGGCUUUGGUUCGCCUUCUGGAAAGUGGUGCAAUGUUUCCGGGCUGGAAGGAGACGCAGGAGGAGGAGGAGAGGAACGAGGGGGCCUUUGGGGAGCCUCGGCCGCGCGCGCCGAAGCGGCGGCCCCUGCCUGAAGAUUUCGCCCUUCGGGGAUUCCCGUUCGUGGAGAGCUACUUCCCCGACGGCUGGUUCUCGACCGAGGAGAAGAUCGAUGACGACGACAAGUAUUUCGAGGUCCCAUCGAUGAUCGAGGAGCGGAAGGAACGGGUGGUGUGGCUUGGACGUCGCAUUGCCGAGAGAGAGGGCGGCCGGUGGCUGCGGUUUGACCAGGAGACCGGACGGUUCGGUGUCAGCCCGGAGUAUGAGGUAGAUCUGGAUUUGGAAGUGCCGGGGCCCUUGCCCCCAACGCCCGCGUCAGGCAGCUCCCCACAAUCAAAGCCCGCGGAGAGCUUUGAUUGUGGGGAGCUGCCCGACGCCGGCGCGGUUGCCUGAACCGGAUGCCCAAUUCCGGAAGUUCGAGGAAGGGGACACC
Messenger RNA from Thermothielavioides terrestris NRRL 8126, 2723 nucleotides. RefSeq lists its product as uncharacterized. NCBI's taxonomy places the organism in Eukaryota, Fungi, Ascomycota, Sordariomycetes, Sordariales, Chaetomiaceae. The transcript is spliced from 3 exons. Gene Ontology annotation, biological process: nuclear-transcribed mRNA catabolic process, nonsense-mediated decay. Gene Ontology annotation, cellular component: telomerase holoenzyme complex. Gene Ontology annotation, molecular function: protein binding; telomerase RNA binding; telomeric repeat DNA binding. Bases 83 to 2683 code for a protein of 866 amino acids. The record is from RefSeq and is a predicted model, not a curated record.